This is a messenger RNA of Triplophysa rosa, 841 nucleotides long. RefSeq lists its product as uncharacterized. Bases 1 to 741 code for a protein of 246 amino acids. The transcript has 5 exons. The record is from RefSeq and is a predicted model, not a curated record. Lineage: Eukaryota; Metazoa; Chordata; Actinopteri; Cypriniformes; Nemacheilidae.
AUGAACUACAAAUUUGCAGAUGACAAAGUUCAUCAUGAAACUGUGUGCGUUGUUCAUGAUGCCGUUAGCAUCCUCUACAAGGACCCACUAAACCAACUGCCAGGAGAAAAACUAAAUGUUGGCUUCACCACCAGAGCUACCCUCAACAGGCUCCUUGAGGCUGAAGACAUCACACCUCAGGAGGUGCAGCUAUUCCAGCAGGCAGCACUGGCGUUUCUGGUCAGGGCUGUGGAAUACGGAAUCAACAAACUCCCCCUGAAGGAGGCCCUUCUGAAGCAUGCUAAAUUUGUUGACGUGCAGCAGAGGACUGAGUGUGGGGUGGAAGAUGCCCUAUACUUCGUAGACAGAUUUCAGGAACUACUUCCUUUCCACGGGCCAGAGGAACAGGACAAGGUGAGUGAGGAGUUCCUGGAGUAUCAGCUCAUGGAUAUCCCCAUGCCCCAAGAUCCCACCACCUUUAACGUUGAGGAGUUUUGGUGGAGUAUGUCCUCAAUCAAGAGCAAGCACAGAGGAAAGACCUCCAUCAUUCUGCCGUCUAUCUCUUCAACACAGCGAGACAGAGAGCAUGAGGGGAAAAAGGAAAACAAGCAUCUGGCUCCCCUGGAGACCCACACUCUUAAUUCGAUGCUGUACCCAGAGUGCUCGCUGACAGAUAUUCUGAGUGACACUGAGGCACUUGCUCUGCUCUCCUCCCAUGAGCGGCUGAUCCGUGCACAGAGGUGGACAAAAACAACUAGCUGAUGAAGUCCCAGUCCAAGCACACAGCAGAAAGUCAUUUGAGUUUGGCAUGACAUGAGAGUGAGAGUGAGUAAAUUUUUUUUUUUUUAACUAUCCCUUUAAG